Rangifer tarandus platyrhynchus (Svalbard reindeer) is the source of this 10977-nucleotide messenger RNA. The record is from the annotation of a GenBank genome assembly. NCBI's taxonomy places the organism in Eukaryota, Metazoa, Chordata, Mammalia, Artiodactyla, Cervidae.
AUGAGCCGCAGAGCCCCGGGGUCUCGGCUGAGCAGCGGCGGCGGCGGCACCAAAUACCCGCGGAGCUGGAAUGACUGGCAACCCAGAACUGAUAGUGCAUCAGCCGACCCAGAUAAUUUAAAAUACUCUUCAUCCAGAGAUAGGGGUGGGUCUUCCUCUUAUGGACUGCAACCUUCAAAUUCAGCUGUGGUGUCUCGGCAAAGGCAUGAUGAUACCAGAAUCCAUGCUGACAUACAGAAUGACGAAAAGGGUGGCUACAGUGUCAAUGGAGGAUCUGGGGAAAAUACUUAUGGUCGGAAGUCGUUGGGGCAAGAGCUGAGGGUUAACAAUGUGACCAGCCCUGAGUUUACCAGUAUUCAGCAUGGCAGUCGUGCGUUAGCCAUCAAAGACAUGAGGAAAUCACAGGAGCGAUCGAUGUCUUAUUCUGAUGAGUCUCGACUGUCGAAUCUUCUUCGGAGGAUCACCCGGGAAGACGACAGAGACCGAAGACUGGCUACUGUAAAGCAGUUGAAAGAAUUUAUUCAGCAACCAGAAAAUAAGCUGGUGCUAGUUAAGCAAUUGGAUAAUAUCUUGGCUGCUGUACAUGAUGUGCUUAAUGAGAGUAGCAAAUUGCUUCAGGAGUUGAGACAGGAGGGAGCUUGUUGUCUUGGCCUUCUUUGUGCAUCUCUGAGCUAUGAGGCUGAGAAGAUCUUCAAAUGGAUUUUUAGCAAAUUUAGCUCAUCUGCAAAAGAUGAAGUUAAACUCCUCUACUUAUGUGCCACCUACAAAGCACUAGAGACUGUAGGAGAAAAGAAAGCCUUUUCAUCUGUAAUGCAGCUUGUAAUGACCAGCCUGCAGUCCAUUCUUGAAAAUGUGGAUACACCAGAAUUACUUUGCAAGUGUGUUAAGUGCAUUCUUUUGGUAGCUCGAUGUUACCCUCAUAUUUUCAGCACCAAUUUUAGGGAUACAGUUGAUAUAUUAGUUGGAUGGCAUAUAGAUCAUACUCAGAAACCUUCACUUACACAACAGGUGUCUGGGUGGUUGCAGAGUUUGGAACCAUUCUGGGUAGCUGACCUUGCAUUUUCUACCACUCUUCUUGGUCAGUUUCUGGAGGACAUGGAGGCAUAUGCUGAGGACCUCAGCCACGUAGCCUCUGGAGAGUCCGUGGAUGAAGACGUUCCUCCUCCAUCAGUGUCCUUACCAAAGCUGGCAGCACUUCUCCGGGUAUUCAGUACUGUGGUGAGGAGCAUUGGGGAACGUUUCAGCCCAAUUCGAGGUCCUCCAAUUACUGAGGCAUAUGUAACAGAUGUUCUGUACAGAGUAAUGCGAUGUGUGACGGCUGCAAACCAAGUGUUUUUUUCUGAGGCUGUGUUGACAGCUGCUAAUGAGUGUGUUGGUGUUUUGCUCGGCAGCUUGGAUCCUAGCAUGACUAUACAUUGUGACAUGGUUAUUACAUAUGGAUUAGAUCAACUGGAGAAUUGCCAGACUUGUGGUACAGAUUAUAUCAUCUCAGUCUUGAAUUUACUCACAUUGAUUGUUGAACAGAUAAAUACAAAACUGCCAUCAUCAUUUGUAGAAAAGCUAUUUAUACCAUCAUCUAAACUACUAUUUUUGCGUUAUCAUAAAGAAAAAGAGGUUGUUGCUGUAGCCCAUGCUGUUUAUCAAGCAGUGCUCAGUCUGAAGAAUAUUCCUGUUUUAGAGACUGCCUAUAAAUUAAUUUUGGGAGAAAUGACUUGUGCCCUAAACAAUCUGCUACAUAGUCUACAACUUCCUGAUGCCUGUUCUGAAAUAAAACAUGAGGCUUUUAAGAAUCAUGUUUUCAAUGUAGACAAUGCAAAAUUUGUAGUUAUAUUUGACCUUAGUGCUCUGACUACAAUUGGAAAUGCUAAAAACUCACUGAUAGGGAUGUGGGCCCUGUCUCCAACUGUGUUUGCUCUCCUGAGUAAGAAUCUGCUGGUUGUGCACGGCGAGCUGGCUGUCCAUUUCCCUGCCAUUCAGUACGCGGUGCUCUACACGCUGUACUCGCAUUGUACCAGGCAUGACCACUUUAUAUCUAGUAGUCUUAGUUCAUCAUCCCCGUCCUUGUUUGAUGGUGCCGUUAUUAGUACUGUAACUACAGCUACAAAAAAACAUUUCUCGAUUAUCUUAAAUCUCCUGGGGAUAUUGCUUAAGAAAGAUAAUCUUAACCAGGACACAAGGAAACUGUUAAUGACCUGGGCUUUGGAAGUGGCUGUUUUAAUGAAGAAGUCUGAAACAUACGCACCUUUAUUCUCUCUUCCAUCUUUCCAUAAAUUUUGCAAAGGCCUUUUAGCCAACACUCUUGUUGAAGAUGUGAAUAUCUGUCUGCAAGCAUGCAGCAGUCUACAUGCACUGUCCUCUUCCUUACCGGAUGAUCUUUUACAGAGGUGUGUUGAUGUUUGCCGUGUUCAACUAGUCCAUAGUGGAACUCGUAUUCGACAAGCAUUUGGAAAGCUAUUGAAGUCAAUCCCUUUAGAUGUUGUCUUGAGCAAUAAUAAUCACACAGAAAUUCAAGAAAUUUCUUUAGCAUUAAGAAGUCACAUGAGUAAAGCACCAAGUAACACAUUCCACCCACAAGAUUUCUCUGAUGUUAUUAGUUUUAUUUUGUAUGGAAACUCUCAUAGAACAGGGAAGGACAAUUGGUUAGAAAGAUUGUUCUACAGCUGCCAGAGAUUGGAUAAACGUGACCAAUCAACGAUUCCCCGCAAUCUUCUAAAGACAGAUGCUGUCCUCUGGCAGUGGGCUAUUUGGGAAGCAGCACAGUUCACUGUCCUUUCUAAGCUGAGGACCCCACUUGGCAGAGCUCAGGAUACCUUCCAAACAAUUGAAGGUAUCAUUAGAAGUCUUGCAGCUCACACAUUAAACCCCGAUCAAGAUGUUAGUCAGUGGACAACUGCAGACAAUGACGAAGGCCACAGUAGCAACCAGCUUAGACUUGUGCUUCUUCUGCAGUAUCUGGAAAACCUGGAGAAGUUAAUGUAUAAUGCAUAUGAAGGAUGCGCCAAUGCAUUAACAUCGCCUCCCAAGGUCAUUAGGACUUUUUUCUAUACCAAUCGCCAAACUUGUCAAGACUGGCUGACUCGGAUCCGACUCUCCAUCAUGAGGGUUGGAUUGUUGGCAGGCCAGCCUGCUGUGACAGUGAGACAUGGCUUUGAUUUGCUUACAGAAAUGAAGACAAAUCCAUCUCAGGGAAAUGAAUUGGAAGUAACUAUCAUGAUGGUGGUAGAAGCAUUGUGUGAACUUCAUUGUCCUGAAGCUAUACAGGGAAUUGCUGUCUGGUCAUCUUCGGUUGUUGGAAAAAAUCUUCUCUGGAUUAAUUCAGUGGCCCAACAGGCUGAAGGGAGGUUUGAAAAGGCCUCUGUGGAGUACCAGGAGCACCUGUGUGCCAUGACAGGUGUCGAUUGCUGCAUCUCUAGCUUCGACAAAUCCGUUCUCACAUUAGCUAAUACCGGGCGUAAUAGUGCCAGCCCCAAGCAUUCUUUGAAUGGUGAAUCCAGAAAAACUGUGCUGUCCAAACCAACUGAUUCUUCUCCUGAGGUUAUAAAUUAUUUGGGAAAUAAAGCAUGUGAGUGCUACAUUUCAAUUGCUGAUUGGGCUGCUGUGCAGGAGUGGCAGAAUGCUAUCCAUGACUUGAAAAAGAGCACCAGUAGCACUUCUCUCAACCUAAAGGCUGAUUUCAACUACAUAAAAUCACUAAGCAGUUUUGAAUCUGGAGAAUUUGUUGAAUGCACAGAACAACUAGAAUUGUUACCAGGAGAAAAUAUCAGUCUACUUGCUGGAGGAUCAAAAGAAAAAAUAGAUAUGAAAAAAUUGCUUCCUAACAUGUUAAGUCCAGAUCCAAGAGAACUUCAGAAAUCCAUUGAAGUUCAAUUGUUGAGAAGUUCUGUUUGUUUGGCAACUGCUUUAAACCACAUAGAACAAGAUCAGAAGUGGCAGUCUAUUACUGAAAAUGUGGUGAAGUACUUGAAGCAAACCUCCCGCAUAGCUGUUGGACCACUGAGACUUUCUACUUUAACGGUUUCCCAGUCUCUGCCAGUCCUAAGUACUUUACAGCUAUAUUGCUCUUCUGCUUUGGAGAACACAGUUUCCAACAGACUUUCCACAGAGGACUGUCUUAUUCCACUCUUCAGUGAAGCUUUGCGUUCAUGUAAACAGCAUGAUGUCAGGCCAUGGAUGCAGGCAUUAAGAUACACGAUGUAUCAGAGUCAGUUGUUGGAGAAAAUUAAAGAACAAACAGUUCCAAUUAGAAGCCAUCUCAUGGAAUUAGGUCUAACAGCAGCAAAAUUUGCUAGAAAACGGGGGAAUGUGUCACUUGCAACAAGAUUGCUGGCACAGUGUAGUGAGGUUCAGCUGGGAAAGACCACCACUGCACAGGAUUUAGUCCAGCACUUUAAAAAACUAUCAGCCCAAGGUCAAGUGGAUGAAAAAUGGGGGCCUGAACUUGACAUUGAAAAAACAAAACUGCUGUAUACAGCAGGCCAGUCAACACAUGCAAUGGAGAUGCUGAGUUCCUGCGCCAUCUCUUUCUGCAAGUCUGCCAAGGCUGAGCAUGCUGUUGCCAAGUCAAUUCUGACGUUGGCUAAAUGGGUCCAGGCAGAGUGGAAGGAGAUCUCAGGGCAGCUGAAGCAGGUUUACAGAGCUCAGCAGCAGCAGAACUCCACGGGCCUUUCCACUUUGUCUAAAAACAUACUCACUCUAAUUGAGCUACCAUCUGGGAAUGCGAUGGAGGAAGAGUAUCCUCGCAUAGAGAGUGAAUCUACAGUACAUAUUGGAGUUGGGGAACCUGACUUCAUCUUGGGACAGCUGUAUCACCUAUCUUCAGUACAGGCACCUGAAGUAGCCAAAUCUUGGGCUGCAUUGGCUAGUUGGGCUUACAGGUGGGGCAGAAAGGUGGUUGACAAUGCCAGUCAGGGAGAAGGUGUUCGUCUAUUGCCUAGAGAGAAAUCUGAAGUUCAGAAUCUGCUCCCAGACACCAUAACUGAAGAAGAAAAAGAGAGAAUAUAUGGUAUUCUUGGUCAGGCUGUGUGUCGCCCAGCGGGGAUUCAGGAUGAAGAUAUAACGCUUCAGAUCACAGAAAGUGAAGAUAAUGAGGAAGAUGACAUGGUCGAUGUUAUCUGGCGUCAGUUAAUAUCAAGUUGCCCAUGGCUUUCAGAACUUGAUGAAAGUGCAACAGAAGGAGUUAUUAAAGUGUGGAGGAAAGUUGUGGAUAGAAUCUUCAGCCUGUAUAAACUGUCCUGCAGUGCAUAUUUUACUUUCCUUAAACUCAAUGCUGGGCAGAUUCCUUUAGAUGAAGAUGACCCUCGGCUCCAUUUAAGUCACAGAGUGGAGCAGAGCACAGAUGACAUGAUUGUGAUGGCCACGUUGCGGUUGCUCAGAUUGCUUGUGAAGCAUGCUGGGGAGCUUCGGCAGUAUCUGGAACAUGGCUUGGAAACAACACCUACUGCGCCAUGGAGAGGAAUUAUUCCACAGCUUUUCUCACGCUUAAACCACCCUGAAGUGUAUGUGCGCCAGAGUAUCUGUAACCUCCUCUGCCGUGUGGCUCAGGAUUCCCCGCAUCUCAUACUGUAUCCUGCAAUAGUGGGCACCAUAUCACUUAGUAGUGAGUCACAGGCUUCAGGAAAUAAAUUUUCCUCUGCAAUUCCAACUCUACUUGGCAAUAUUCAAGGAGACGAGCUGCUGGUUUCUGAAUGUGAGGGAGGAAGUCCUCCUGCUUCUCAAGAUAGCAAUAAGGAUGAACCUAAAAGUGGACUGAAUGAAGACCAAGCCAUGAUGCAGGACUGCUACAGCAAAAUUGUAGAUAAACUGUCCUCGGCAAACCCAACUAUGGUGUUACAGGUUCAGAUGCUUGUGGCUGAGCUGCGCAGGGUCACUGUUCUCUGGGAUGAGCUCUGGUUGGGAGUUCUGUUACAGCAGCACAUGUAUGUCCUGAGACGAAUUCAACAGUUGGAAGACGAGGUGAAGAGAGUCCAGAACAACAACACCUUACGCAAAGAAGAGAAAAUUGCAAUCAUGAGGGAAAAGCACACAGCUUUGAUGAAGCCCAUCGUGUUUGCUUUGGAGCAUGUGAGGAGCAUCACGGCGGCCCCUGCAGAAACACCUCAUGAAAAGUGGUUUCAGGAUAACUAUGGUGAUGCAAUUGAAAAUGCUCUAGAAAAACUGAAAACACCGUCAAACCCUGCAAAGCCUGGAAGCAGCUGGAUUCCGUUUAAAGAGAUAAUGCUGAGUCUGCAACAGAGGGCGCAGAAACGCGCAAGCUACAUCUUGCGUCUUGAAGAAAUCAGCCCGUGGCUGGCUGCCAUGACCAGCACUGAGAUUGCUCUUCCUGGAGAGGUCUCAGCCAGAGACACCGUCACGAUCCACAGUGUUGGUGGAACCAUCACAAUCUUACCUACUAAAACCAAGCCAAAGAAGCUCCUCUUUCUAGGAUCAGAUGGGAAGAGCUAUCCUUAUCUUUUCAAAGGAUUGGAGGAUUUACAUCUGGAUGAGAGAAUAAUGCAAUUUCUGUCUAUUGUAAAUACCAUGUUUGCAACAAUCAAUCGCCAGGAAACACCUCGUUUCCAUGCUCGCCACUAUUCUGUAACACCACUGGGAACUCGGUCAGGCCUAAUCCAGUGGGUGGAUGGAGCCACGCCCUUAUUUGGUCUUUACAAGCGGUGGCAACAACGGGAAGCUGCCUUGCAAGCACAAAAGGCCCAAGAUUCCUACCAAACUCCUCAGAAUCCUGGAAUUGUACCCCGUCCUAGUGAACUUUAUUAUAGUAAAAUUGGUCCUGCUUUGAAAGCAGUUGGACUUAGUCUGGAUGUGUCCCGACGGGAUUGGCCCCUUCAUGUAAUGAAGGCAGUGUUAGAAGAGUUAAUGGAGGCCACACCCCCAAAUCUCCUUGCUAAAGAGCUUUGGUCAUCAUGUACCACCCCUGAUGAGUGGUGGAGAGUCACACAGUCUUAUGCCAGAUCUACUGCAGUCAUGUCUAUGGUUGGAUACAUAAUUGGCCUUGGAGAUAGACAUCUGGAUAAUGUUCUCAUAGAUAUGACGACUGGAGAAGUUGUUCACAUAGAUUACAAUGUUUGCUUUGAAAAAGGUAAAAGCCUUAGAGUUCCUGAGAAAGUACCUUUUCGAAUGACACAGAACAUUGAAACCGCACUGGGUGUAACUGGAGUAGAAGGUGUUUUUAGGCUUUCGUGUGAGCAGGUUCUACACAUUAUGCGGCGUGGCAGGGAGACUUUGCUGACGCUGCUAGAGGCCUUUGUAUAUGACCCCCUGGUGGACUGGACAGCUGGGGGUGAGGCUGGGUUUGCUGGUGCCGUCUAUGGUGGAGGGGGCCAGCAGGCUGAGAGCAAGCAGAGCAAGAGAGAGAUGGAACGAGAGAUCACUCGCAGCCUUUUUUCUUCGAGAGUAGCUGAAAUUAAGGUGAACUGGUUUAAAAACAGGGAUGAGAUGCUGGUUGUACUUCCCAAGCUGGACAGCAGUUUAGAUGAAUACCUGAGCUUGCAAGAGCAACUAACAGAUGUGGAGAAACUUCAGGGCAAACUGCUGGAAGAAAUUGAAUUUCUAGAAGGAGCUGAAGGAGUGGAUCAUCCUUCUCAUACUCUGCAACACAGGUAUUCUGAACACACUCAACUGCAGACUCAGCAGAGAGCUGUUCAGGAAGCAAUCCAGGUGAAGCUGAAUGAGUUUGAGCAGUGGAUAACACACUAUCAGGCUGCAUUCAGUAACCUGGAAGCGACGCAGCUGGCCAGUUUGCUUCAGGAGAUAAGCACGCAGAUGGACCUUGGUCCUCCCAGCUAUGUGCCGGCAACAGCCUUUCUGCAGAAUGCUGGCCAGGCCCACUUGAUUAGCCAGUGUGAGCAGCUAGAGGGGGAGGUCGGCGCCCUCCUGCAGCAGAGGCGCUCGGUCCUGCGAGGCUGUCUGGAGCAGCUGCAUCACUACGCAACCGUUGCUCUGCAGUAUCCAAAGGCCAUAUUUCAGAAACAUCGAAUUGAGCAGUGGAAGACCUGGAUGGAAGAGCUCAUCUGUAAUACCACAGUAGAACGCUGUCAGGAACUCUACAGGAAAUAUGAAAUGCAGUAUGCGCCCCAGCCACCCCCAACGGUGUGUCAGUUCAUCACGGCCACUGAGAUGACCCUGCAGCGGUACGCAGCAGACAUCAACAGCCGACUUAUUAGACAGGUGGAACGCUUGAAACAGGAAGCUGUCACUGUACCUGUUUGUGAAGAUCAGUUGAAAGAAAUUGAACGUUGUAUCAAAGUUUUCCUUCAUGAGAAUGGAGAGGAAGGAUCUUUGAGUCUAGCAAGUGUUAUUAUUUCUGCCCUUUGUACUCUCACAAGGCGUAACCUAAUGAUGGAAGGUGCAGCGUCGAGUGCUGGAGAGCAGCUGGUUGAUCUUACUUCUCGGGAUGGAGCCUGGUUCUUGGAGGAGCUCUGCAGUAUGAGCGGAAAUGUCACAUGCCUGGUUCAGUUACUGAAGCAGUGUCACUUAGUGCCACAAGACUUAGAUAUUCCUAACCCCAUGGAAGCAUCUGAGGCAGUUCAUUUGGCUAAUGGUGUAUACACCUCACUUCAGGAAUUAAAUUCAAAUUUCCGGCAAAUCAUAUUUCCAGAAGCACUGAGAUGUUUAAUGAAAGGAGAGUACACAUUAGAAAGUAUGCUUCAUGAGCUGGACAGUCUUAUUGAGCAGACAACUGAUGGUGUUCCUCUGCAGACUCUAGUUGAAUCUCUUCAAGCCUAUUUAAGAAAUGCAGCUAUGGGACUUGAGGAAGAAACACAUGCUCAUUACAUCGAUGUUGCCAGAAUGCUUCAUGCUCAGUAUGGUGAAUUAAUCCAACCAAGAAAUGGUUCAGUUGAUGAAACACCAAAAAUGUCAGCUGGCCAGAUGCUUUUGGUAGCAUUUGAUGGCAUGUUUGCCCAAGUUGAGACUGCUUUUGGCUUAUUAGUUGAAAAGCUAAAUAAGAUGGAAAUUCCUAUAGCUUGGCGAAAGAUUGACAUUAUACGGGAAGCCAGGAGCACUCAGGUCAAUUUUUUUGAUGAUGAUAAUCACCGACAGGUGCUGGAAGAGAUCUUCUUUCUGAAACGACUACAGACAAUUAAGGAGUUCUUUCGGCUCUGUGGUACCUUUUCUAAAACUUUGUCAGGAUCAAGUUCACUUGAAGAUCAGAAUACUGUAAAUGGGCCUGUACAGAUUGUCAAUGUGAAAACCCUUUUUAGAAACUCUUGUUUCAGUGAAGACCAGAUGGCCAAACCAAUAAAGGCAUUCACAGCUGACUUUGUGCGGCAGCUCCUGAUUGGACUCCCGAACCAAGCCCUGGGCCUCACACUGUGCAGCUUCAUCAGUGCUCUAGGAGUAGACAUCAUUGCACAGGUGGAGGCGAAGGAUUUUGGUGCUGAAAGCAAAGUUUCUGUUGAUGAUCUGUGUAAGAAAGCAGUGGAGCACAACAUCCAGGUCGGGAAGUUCUCUCAGCUGGUCAUGAACAGGGCGACUGUGCUGGCGAGUUCCUAUGACACUGCCUGGAAGAAGCACGACUUGGUGCGCAGGCUGGAGACCAGCAUCUCCUCCUGCAAGACAAGCCUGCAGCGCGUUCAGCUGCAUAUCGCCAUGUUUCAGUGGCAGCAUGAAGAUCUCCUUAUCAAUAGACCACAAGCCAUGUCCGUCACCCCUCCCCCUCGUUCUGCCAUAUUAACCAGCAUGAAAAAGAAACUCCAUACUCUGAGCCAGAUUGAAACUUCAAUUGCAACAGUUCAGGAGAAACUGGCAGCACUUGAAGCAAGUAUUGAACAGCGACUCAAGUGGGCAGGUGGUGCCAACCCUGCCCUGGCACCUGUACUACAGGAUUUUGAGGCAACAAUAGCUGAGAGAAGAAAUCUUGUCCUUAAGGAGAGCCAAAGAGCAAGUCAGGUCACGUUCCUCUGCAGCAAUAUCAUUCAUUUUGAAAGUUUACGAACUAGAACUGCAGAAGCCUUAAACCUGGAUGCUGCAUUAUUUGAACUAAUCAAACGGUGUCAGCAAAUGUGUUCAUUUGCAUCACAGUUUAACAGUUCAGUCUCUGAGUUAGAGCUUCGUUUAUUACAGAGGGUGGACACGACUCUUGACCAUCCUAUUGGCAGCUCUGAAUGGCUUUUGUCAGCACACAAACAACUGACCCAGGAUAUGUCUACUCAGAGGGCAAUUCAGACAGAGAAAGAGCAACAAAUAGAAACAGUCUGUGAAACAAUUCAGAAUCUGGUUGAUAAUAUAAAGACUGUGCUCACUGGCCAUAACCGGCAGCUUGGAGAUGUCAAACAUCUCCUGAAAGCAAUGGCCAAGGAUGAAGAAGCUGCUCUGGCAGAUGGUGAAGAUGUUCCCUAUGAAAACAGUGUUAGGCAGUUCCUGGGUGAAUAUAAAUCAUGGCAAGACAACAUUCAGACAGUGCUGUUUACAUUAGUCCAAGCCAUGGGUCAGGUUCGAAGUCAAGAACAUGUUGAAAUGCUCCAGGAAAUAACUCCCACCUUGAAAGAACUGAAAACGCAAAGUCAGAGUGUCUAUAAUAAUUUAGUGAGUUUUGCAUCACCCUUAGUCACUGAUGCAACAAAUGAAUGUUCGAGUCCAACAUCGUCUGCUACUUAUCAACCAUCCUUUGCUGCAGCAGUCCGAAGCAACACUGGCCAGAAGACUCAGCCUGAUGUCAUGUCACAGAAUGCUAGAAAGCUGAUUCAGAAAAAUCUGGCUACAUCAGCAGAUACUCCACCAAGCACCAUUCCGGGAACUGGCAAGAGUGUUGCUUGUAGUCCUAAAAAGGCCGUCAGAGACCCUAAGACUGGAAAAGCCGUGCAGGAGAGGAACUCGUAUGCAGUGAGCGUGUGGAAGAGAGUGAAAGCCAAGCUAGAGGGCAGAGAUGUUGAUCCGAGUAGGAGGAUGUCAGUUGCUGAACAGGUUGACUAUGUCAUUAAGGAAGCAACUAAUCUAGAUAACUUGGCUCAGCUGUAUGAAGGUUGGACAGCCUGGGUAUGA